AGCCUCUGGAGGCCGCCGGCUGCGGGCCCUCAGGAGCGCCGGGAUUUGCGGCCUGCGUUCACCGGCUCCACCCGCGCACUACCAGAGGCAACGAGGCGCAGCGAGCAUUUUCUCCCUGCGCCCUGGGCUUGUGUGGCCAUGGAGAACCAGGUGCUGACGCCGCACGUCUAUUGGGCUCAGCGACACCGCGAGCUGUAUCUGCGCGUGGAGCUGAGUGACGUGCAGAAUCCUGCCAUCAGCAUCACUGAAAAUGUACUGCAUUUCAAAGCUCAAGGCCAUGGUGCCAAAGGAGACAAUGUCUAUGAAUUUCAUUUGGAGUUCUUGGACCUUGUGAAGCCAGAGCCAGUUUACAAACUGACCCAGAGGCAGGUAAACAUUACUGUACAGAAGAAGGUGAACCAGUGGUGGGAAAGACUUACCAAGCAGGAGAAGCGCCCACUGUUUUUGGCCCCUGACUUUGAUCGCUGGCUGGACGAGUCUGAUGCGGAAAUGGAGCUCAGAGCCAAGGAAGAAGAACGCCUAAAUAAACUCAGAAUUGAAAGCCAAGGCUCCCCUGAAACUCUUAUAAGCUUAAAGAAAGGAUACCUUUUCAUGUAUAACCUUGUGCAAUUCUUGGGAUUCUCCUGGAUGUUUGUCAACAUGACUGUGCGGUUCUUUAUCUUGGGAAAAGAGUCCUUUUAUGACACAUUUCACACCAUGGCUGACAUGAUGUAUUUUUGCCAGAUGCUGGCAGUUGUGGAAACUAUCAAUGCAGCAAUUGGAGUCACUAAGUCACCAGUGAUACCUUCUGUUCUCCAGCUUUUUGGAAGAAAUUUCAUUUUGUUUAUCAUCUUUGGCACCAUGGAAGAAAUGCAAAACAAAGCUGUGGUUUUCUUUGUGUUUUAUAUUUGGAGCACAAUUGAAAUUUUCAGGUACCCCUUCUACAUGCUUUCCUGCAUUGACAUGGAUUGGAAAGUGCUCACAUGGCUUCGCUACACUGUGUGGAUUCCUUUAUAUCCUCUGGGAUGUUUGGCAGAAGCUGUCUCCGUGAUCCAGUCCAUUCCCGUGUUCAACGAAACAGGCAGAUUCAGCUUCACAUUGCCGUAUCCGGUGAAAAUCAAAGUUAGAUUCUCCUUUUUUCUUCAGGUUUAUCUUAUAAUAUUAUUUUUAGGGUUAUACAUAAAUUUCCGUCACUUGUAUAAACAGCGCAGGCGGCGCUAUGGACAAAGAAAGAAAAAGACCCACUGAAAAGAGAUUUAGUAGGACAGUAAACAGAAUGCUGGCUGGAGAACCACCACCACCGCUGGUGCUUUAACCAAAAUUCCUGGCAGGAAACCCACCAACAGAGGAACUGAAAAAGAAAAUCUAGGCAUUAUGAAGUUUGGCCAUUGUCAAAAACAUCAGUUUCUUCUACUACAUUCCAAGUAAAAUGUGUUAGAAGUAAUGCUUCUAUAAAAGAAUUUAAGGCAUGAUGUGCUUUUUGUUUUGCCAUUCCCAUUGUUCUGGGGAAAAGGGUACUAAAUGAGUUACGUUGUUUCUGAGCCCAAGGUGGAAACUUAGUUUGAUGUAAAAACAUGAUUAGCAUAGGCUGGUGGAUUGUUUUCACAGGUUCAUUGCACUGAAAGGACAGUUUGCAUGUCUGUAAUUUCCAUCAAUACUUGUUUGUAUUAACUUCUGAUGUUCUUUCACCUGUGUGUGUGUGAUUGGGAAGACCAUUGCAGUAGAUUGUGCUGCAUCUGUGGCAGACUCUUACAUUCUUACAAGCCCUUUUGUUGCUGUCUGAGAAAGCAGAAGAUUGUGUAUUUCUAUUAAACAUUU
Messenger RNA from Molossus molossus (Pallas's mastiff bat), 1797 nucleotides. It is a transcript of the gene HACD3, whose product is annotated as 3-hydroxyacyl-CoA dehydratase 3. Gene Ontology annotation, biological process: very long-chain fatty acid biosynthetic process; fatty acid elongation; sphingolipid biosynthetic process. Gene Ontology annotation, molecular function: 3-hydroxyacyl-CoA dehydratase activity. Lineage: Eukaryota; Metazoa; Chordata; Mammalia; Chiroptera; Molossidae. Bases 139 to 1227 code for a protein of 362 amino acids. The record is from RefSeq and is a predicted model, not a curated record. The transcript is spliced from 12 exons. Gene Ontology annotation, cellular component: endoplasmic reticulum membrane.